Sipha flava (yellow sugarcane aphid) is the source of this 1831-nucleotide messenger RNA. RefSeq names its product coiled-coil domain-containing protein 174. The coding region runs from base 130 to 1731 and encodes 533 amino acids. Gene Ontology annotation, cellular component: nucleus. Lineage: Eukaryota; Metazoa; Arthropoda; Insecta; Hemiptera; Aphididae. The record is from RefSeq and is a predicted model, not a curated record. The transcript is spliced from 7 exons.
UACUGAUAACGAAUUUAAUAAUAUGACUAAAUUACUAAAGUAAUUGUAUAGGUAAAUCUUCUAAUUUAAAAAUGUAAUUAUUUUGUUGCCCUUUGGAUAAUUACAUCAUUUACCUAAUAAACAGAUAUUAUGAGUAAAUCUUUAGAUAUAUGUAAAGCAUCUUUAACGAGUUUAAAAGCAGAACUUCUACGCAAGCAAGAUGAAGCAAACAAAGCAAGAAGUUUUUCUGGUGAUACAUUUAUACGUCCACUACCUGGUGCCAAGACACCAUCAUGUCUCUUUCAAUCCAAUGAAGGUGUUGAAAAAAGAAAUGCUAAAGAUUUAGAAGAAGAAUAUAAGCCAGAUGUGGAAAAUAGUUUAAAAAAAUCAAGAGAUGUUUUAACUAUGAAAGCAAUGCUAUACGACAAAUUGGUGAAAGGUGAAAUGGUGAGUGAACAAGAUAAAACAUUUUUAGUUGACUUUAAACAAAAAGUGAAUGAAAAUAAAACUACUUAUCCUAUAAUAUCAACUAAUGAAGAAGUUAAAGAACCAGACAAAUCUGAUUCUGAUGCAGAUUCAUAUAAAUAUGAUUCAGGAGCUGAUGAUGAUUGGAUAGAUUAUACAGAUUUUUUUGGGCGUACACGGAGAUGUUUAAAAACAGAUUUGGAAUUUUUCAAAAAAAGAGAUCAAAGAAUUGAAAAAGAAUUAGAACCACCAUUACCAUAUGAAUCAAAACAAAAAAUUCAGGCUACUACACAACAAUUUGUACAAGAAAGCAAAAAUUCUGAAGAAACAUCUGAACUUGUUUCAUCAGAUAUGCGUAGAGAACAAUUACGUCUCAAAUGGGAAGAAGAAGAACGGAAAUUAGCUGAACGAACUGAUAUUCAUUAUGAAGAUAUACGUUUUGAUGAGGUUCGGGAGCAUGGUGUUGGUUAUUAUUCAUUUUCUACGGACGAAAAAGAACGACAUCGUCAACAAACUGAACUUAAAAAGCUCAGAGAACAGACUAAAUCCACACAAAUGACAGUACAAAAGCUAAAAGAAAGGCGUGCAGCACAGAUGGCAGCUCGACUUAAGGCUGUCAAACGACGUAAAAAAGAAAAACUUGGGCUUCCAAUAGAUUCUAGUUCAGAUGAAGAAGUGCCACCACCAAAAGCUCCAUCCCCGGAAGUUGUAGAAGAUAUGGAUGCUGAACGAGCAUUUGAAAAGUUAAGGAAAGCUGCUCAUGUUAGACCUUGGGACUAUGGAAAAGAUGGACUGCAAAAACCUUUGUUAACUCAAGAUGAAUGGAAUGAAAAGCAACGAAGCGAAAGAAAGUCUGAGUUUUCUUGGAAUUAUAAUGGUAAUGGUAAAUCAAAGAACAAUAGUACAGACUCAGAUAUUCAAAAUAUUGAAGAGGAAGAAAACGAUGAUGAUAUGGUAGGACCAUCAUUAGAUAUGUUCUUAACACCUAAUAAUCCAAACAAACAAAGCACUAUAAUACCAAAAAAACAGCCUAUUCAUAAUGAGCUAGACGAUGAACCUUUAAUUACUAAAAAGAAACCACUAAUAGAUGACAGUGAUUUAGAUAGUAUUCCUUUACCAUCUGAACCAAAAAAAGGAGCUGAAAUAGCACCACCGCCAACAUAUGAAUAUUAUGGACCUAAUAGCCGAAGACAAAAAGUACAAGAUAACAUUAUUAGCAUAAAUGAAAUGCAAGAUUCUAUUAAUAUAGGAUUUCAAAAUGCAAAUAUUAGAAAUAAACUUCAAUAAAUCAGAAAAAUUGUGAAUGAUUAAAUAAUUUUUAAUAUGUUGUUGAAAAUAUACUGUACAAAUUGUAGUUUGUAUUUAAUAUAUUUUUACCUUGGAUUUA